This is a messenger RNA of Phaethon lepturus (White-tailed tropicbird), 849 nucleotides long. RefSeq names its product protein-lysine methyltransferase METTL21C-like. The record is from RefSeq and is a predicted model, not a curated record. The transcript is spliced from 5 exons. The coding region runs from base 1 to 849 and encodes 282 amino acids. Gene Ontology annotation, cellular component: cytoplasm; cytosol. NCBI's taxonomy places the organism in Eukaryota, Metazoa, Chordata, Aves, Phaethontiformes, Phaethontidae. Gene Ontology annotation, molecular function: protein-lysine N-methyltransferase activity. Gene Ontology annotation, biological process: peptidyl-lysine methylation.
AUGACAAGUCCCGAGUUCUUUGGGAAACGCUCUUUUGCCACGAUCUCCGCACAGCAGCAACCGGUCCCUAACAAAAUUCGAAGAGUAAUGGACUGCCAAACUGAGGAGGAAGAAACCUGUGAAGAGCAGUAUGAAGCUGAAAACUGCACUUGCAGCUCCAAGCGUGCAUCAUCCACAGCAGAAUCCCACUCAGAUUCCCCAGUAACUCUUAAAAUACUGCAGAACUGGGUUCCUAGAGUUUCCCACUACUUUGAUAAAGAGCACUACCUAUAUGUUGGCCACCAGAUUGUCAUUCAGGAGUCCAUAGAACACUUUGGAGCUGUGGUAUGGCCGGGGGCACUGGCUUUAUCUCAGUAUCUGGAAUCAAAUCAAGAACAAUUCAACCUCAAAGACAAAAAAGUUUUGGAAAUUGGCGCUGGAACAGGCUUGGUUUCCAUUGUGGCCUGUAUCUUAGGAGCUUAUGUUACAGCUACUGAUUUGCCUGAAGUUCUUGAAAAUCUCUCAUAUAAUAUUUCAAGAAAUACACAGAACAUGAAUAUGCACAAACCUGAAGUGAGAAAACUGGUAUGGGGAGAAGGCCUCAACGAAGACUUCCCUGUAUCAACUUACAGCUAUGAUUUCAUACUGGCAACUGAUGUUGUAUACCAUCAUGCAGCUCUGGACCCCCUGCUAGCAACAAUGGUGUAUUUUUGUAAGCCAGGAACAGUAUUACUAUGGGCAAAUAAAUUCAGAUUCACUGCAGACUAUGAAUUUUUGGAAAAACUUUGCAAUAUAUUUAACACAACCAUUCUAGCAGAAUUUCCAGAAUCAAAUGUCAAGCUGCUUAAAGCCACAGUAAGAGAGAAUUAA